CAGUCAAGAGAAGGCAGCAUUUGCACAUGACCAAAGGGGAGAGGCUGGCCAAGAGCCCCGCUACUCAGCGCCUGGUUCCAUUGGUCUGCACCCCACAGGACAUCACAGGCUAUUUUAGCACAGGCAGGAGCUCACUUCCUUGUAAAGAUGGAGCCGGGAGCCUUAUCCACUCGUGGAGACGUCCUGGGAAAGGUCGCCGAGCUGGAAACCCAGGCAGGACUGGUCUGUUACAGCUGGGAGAAGGCAGAGCCACGGGCCAGGCCGAGCCUUCCAGCCCCGGCACGCCAUGCACCCCGUGCCGCCUCUCCCUAGAGGACGACAGCCGCCGAGUUUCCCCGAAGGCCUCGGGCUUCCAGAGUCACCGAGGGGGGCUGGCCGACCGCAGGGGCGGCGCCCUCCGGGACGGCUCCGCGGCUCACUUCCGCCCGACGCUCCCGAGCAGGAUGGAGGAGGCGCCGAGGCCAAGGGGGAGGCUGAGCCGCCGGAGGCCGCCCCCUGGGGCCGGCGCCCGCACGCCGCGCUCCGCUCCCAGCGCCCGCGCCCUUCCGCUCCCGCCCGCUGAUUUCGCCUGUCCCUUCAUCGUCGCAGUCUCCCCCACCGAUAAAACCCACCACCCCUUCACUGUGGACCCCUUCCCCCAUGAGCCCCCCAGACCUAGCCGGGAGCCCCCUCCUCCAUAA
Molecule: messenger RNA, 680 nt
Organism: Jaculus jaculus (lesser Egyptian jerboa)
Lineage: Eukaryota; Metazoa; Chordata; Mammalia; Rodentia; Dipodidae
Product: FA core complex associated protein 20
Exons: 3
Coding region: 27-680 (217 amino acids)
Source: RefSeq, a predicted model, not a curated record